GGUGUAAUCUGGAUUGUUGGACCAGGCCCUGUGUGCUAGUCUGGCCAUCUGGCUCCCUGCAUUCAUGUCUGAAUGGGAGGGAUGAUGUAUUUAAGGGCAUGAUUACUCCAUGAGGCAGCUACCUUGCCUAUCCCAUGAUUCUUGUCGCUGGAAGCAAAGAACAGCUGAUGGGGUGAUUCUUAUAUUGCCCCACCCCCCUUUCCCCAUAAGAGGAUUUAUAGACAUUGUAUUAUUCCCACUAUUAUUAUUACUACUAAAUGUGCUAAACAGAUACCUUUGCCUGUGUUUUGGUUGCCUUUGCCUGGUAAGGUUUGUCUGUCCAGGCUCCUGUGGUGUAGUGUACUCUGGGGAUCAGUGGUGAUGCUACAGUGAGCUGAUCAGAGCCCUGUUCAGCAUUCCUAUUGGAUGAUAUCCCUGAGUUCUUGCCCCACAUCCUGCAUUCUGAACUGAGGUGCUAUGACCUUUCCUGCCCGUAGAUGGCAGCCCUGUGCAUGUUACUCUUUCGUCCCCCAAAAAAUAAGAACUAUUCCGCCAAAAGUAUGUAUGCAUGUCUGUGUACAUGAAACAGUGGUAGGGGAUGUGUGUGAAAAAGAGAGAAAUUGAUCAUUAGACAUAAAUGUUACAAUAUUUGUGGUGAUGAUGAUGAAUAAUGAUGUUGUGUACUUUUGAGGAGGGAGCAGAGGGGUUGUCAGUGAAAAUAUGAACAAUCUGAAGCCCCAAAUAUUCCUUUACUUUACUACUCUUUCCUUAUAGCUGUGUGGUGCAAUACCUCCAUUUUUACAUAUGUUAUUACUCGGCAGCAUAGCUUUUCUCCAAGGAAGAUAAUUUCUGUAUUGCGUUAUUUUUGUUAAAUCACAGGGUUCUGUCCCUCCUAGACCCUGAGCUUUGUUUAGGUUAUUGUUGAUAUAUUCAAUGAUAAUGUUUUUAAGGUCACCAUGGUGAUAUCUGCAUCCCAAGAUAUGGACAAUCUGCCUUCUCUCUGGUAUAACAGAACAAUUCAGUUUAUUUAUUAAAGUGUACAUAUGUAUUGCAAUUCAAAAUGGCUUGGUCUUUGUCUGUUCAUUAUACUGUUUCUAAGCUCCAAUCUUUUGUAUGUCUCAAAGUGGUUUUUAUAUGUAUUUUUUACAAUAAAUAUACUUGUGUGAGCCAUGUUUUGUCAUUGUCCUUUGUUUGCGUAUGUGUGUACUGUAGUGUUCAUAAGUGUUUUGUGGAAUGUCUGCAAUGGUCCUUGCUAAAGAGGUAAUGGUGUGACACUCACUUUUAUAUUAUGAUUUCUACAGUUAAGUUAUUCACCGUAAAUGACUAUCCUACAUUUUUUUUCUCAACCAUGUGAAAUUUGGGGGUCAGUUUCACAAUUUUGUAUAUUCCUUACUGGUUGCAUUCUUUAGAUUUACCAAAGAUGGUUACUCAAACCUUUACGAGCACCAGAUUACGUUAUUGCAUUUCCUGUUGUUAGGCCUCUUAACGAUUAAAGUACAUCCCCUUCUGACUACAUUUGUGGAAACAAACAGUGGAGAAACUUUGUGGUUUUCCAUUUCCCCAAGCUACAGAUCUGAAAAUGUAUGUUGCUUUGUUCUGUCACACGCUGGGUUUACACAGGCAGCCCAAUUCUGAUAUUUUUAUCAGUAAUUGGUCUUUUGGCCAAUCAGAUCUGAAAAAUGUGAUUGGUCAAAACAAUUGGGCGGCCUGUGUAAACGCAGCCUUAGUUUCUCUAAUCACCAUCACUGUCAGUGACCGUUAGGUUCAGGAAAUAACACAAAUGGGCACAGGCUGCUAAAUGUAGAUGUUCCAGAGUCUGACUGAGCCAAGCAGCAAUUGACAGUCUGUGUGUAGGCUAGAUCAACACUCCACUAUACAGGAAGGACAGUACGGUCAUUGAAGUUCAGCACAAGUGAAACCCAGGUGUAAAGGAGACUACACUCUGCCAGAAUGACAGAUGCUCAGAACUACUCCAUGCCCACAGAGUCUCAGGAUGCCCUGAACUCUAACCUGCCACCCCCUUACCCCCAUGGGGAAACUCAAGUGGACCCCAUACCACCAUACAUACCACCCCCCUACUCUGCAGCUCCAGCCAUGUAUCCUCCAUCCCCCAACCCCCCAGUCCUGUACCCACCACAGGCAGGGGUAGACAUGGGAACUCUCCCCCCUGGAGAGUGUAACCCUUUGGGAGAGCCAGGAUCUUCUUCACCAGAGGCAAACGCCGCCUUAUUGGUGUCAUCUUUUGAUGACAAGACCAUAAGGAAGGCGUUUAUCAGAAAGGUGUUCAGUGUCGUGACCCUGCAGUUGCUGGUGACCUUCAGCAUUGUGUGUGUGUUCACCUUCUCCAGUGCGGUGAGGGCGGCGGUGCAGAGCAACAUCUGGAUCUACCUCAGCUCAUACAUCCUGUUUGCUGUGGUUGCCAUCUCCCUUAGUUACUCCAAUUCCUUCAGCAGAAGCCAUCCCUGGAACCUGGUGGGACUAUCAGUGGUCACUCUCACCCUAUCCUACUUGGUCGGCACUGUGGCCUCAUUUCAUGACACCACUGCUGUAGUCAUCGCCAUGGGAGCAACAGUGGCAAUCUCCUUCACCAUCAUCAUCUUCUCAGCCCAGACUCGAGUGGACUUCACAAUUUGUAAUGGCAUCCUGCUGGUGCUGGCAGUGGACCUUCUCAUGUUCAGUUUCUUCUGCUGUUUCUUCUACUCCAAUGUGCUGCAGAUAGUCUACGGAUCUCUGGGAGCCCUGCUCUUCUCACUGUUCUUGGCGAUUGACUGUCAGCUGGUGAUGGGCAGGCAGAAGUACGCUCUAGAUCCAGAAGAGUAUGUGUUUGCUGCCCUGAUCCUGUACCUGGACAUCAUUAACAUCUUCCUCUAUCUGCUCAUCAUAAUGGGAGGCUCCAGCAAAUAGUCAACACCUGGCAGAAACCUACAAUGACACACAUAUGUAGCUAUACUCCGUAGCACUCCAAACUAGAGCUGGGCAAUAUGGACAAAAAUCCAUAUUGCGAUAAAUUGCAUGAAAUGAUGCGAUAACGAUAAAUAGAACGAUACGUUUAUAACAAUGUACACCAGCCUUUUUUUGUAUCCUUUAAAACUACUACUACUAGUUUGAUGGUUGUAGCCAUCAAUUGUCCCAUUAACAAUCAUCCAUUUUAUCAAACUUAUUUAAUUUCAAACAUCACAUUUCUUGAGCCUUUGGGCCCAGGCUUGUAGGGGGCCCUUGAGGCACAAAAAAAGGAAAUACAUACAGUACAUAUAGGUAAAAUAUAUAUAUUUUUUACUGCAACCAUCAACCACAGGAGGACUCAGGAGCCUGCUCUCAAUGAAUAUAGACAUCCUUCUGCCACUCUGCUAAUCAUCAAAUGGGGGAAGAGAGGAGGUAGGGGGCCCACAUGUGUAUAACACUUUAGUUACCCCGCUACUCAUUUUGCUACGGGGCGGAGAGUCAUUUUUGCAGUUUUAAAGCUAAUUACCUGCAAUUCUAUACAUUUUGCCAUGACUUAUGCCAUGUUAAUGAUAUCUCAGUGAGAGUGAAUAACAAAAUCAAAUGAGGCCCCCAGGAGGUCAGGGCCCCUGGGCAUGUGCCCUGCAUGCACAGUCAGUAUUCAGCCAUGAUUAUUAUAAGUUUAGAUAGUCUAGCCAGCUAACCUGUCUAAAAAGUGUCAGCUGACAUGGCUUAUUGAAUGACUGUCAGUAAACAGGUUUCCAUCCAAUAUUUUUAUGCGAGUAAAAUACAUGUCGGAUAAAACAUUUUAUGACAGGCCUGAUGGAAACAGCAAAUUUGUUGGUAAACUUUCCAAAUAUUGACAAAACUAAAUACGCUAGACAAUGUGGGAUCUUUUUGUGUCGGUAAAAUUAAUAAUGCGCGAAAUGGCAGUGGAAACUCUUUUAAGCACAAAUAUUGAUAUAAUAACCAUCAUAUCGAUGUAUACUUGAAGUCAUGCGAUGACAUGUUGUGUUAUUCUCCCACUACGACUUGGGAAAGCAUGCAGUUUAUUAGGCUACAGGUGAAAUAAGUUAUGAUGAACUUUACAGGGUGGUGAAAGUUCAAGGUGGUGAGCUUUAUGCUCCUUUCCAAUAAAUACAAUGGUUCUUAUUCUGGUGACAUGAUGACCGAUGCUUAGCUGCCAUUUGACAAAUAAAAUAAUCUUGCUCUUUAGUACAUAUUAAUAACAUCAUGUAGGCUACAUACGCAUUGUAUAUACAGUGCAUUCGGAAAGUAUUCAGACCCCUUCGCUUUUUCAACAUUGUUAAGUUACAGCCUUAUUCUAAAAUUGAUAUAUUUAAUGUUUUCCCUCAUCAAUCUACACACAAUACCCCAUAAUGACAAAGAGAAAACAGUAUUUUGUUUGUGCAAAUCUAUAAAAAAUAAAAAACAGAUACCUUAUUUAUGUAAGUAUUCAGACCCUUUGCUAUGAGACUUGAAAUUGAGUUUAGGUGCAUCCUGUUUCCAUUGAUCAUCCUUGAGAUGUUUCUACAACUUGGGAGUCCACCUGUGGUAAAUUCAAUUGAUUGGACAUGAUUUGGAAAGGCAUACACCUGUCGAUAUAAGGUCCCACAGUUGAAAGUGCAUGUCCGUGCAAAAACCAAGCCAUGAGGUGGAAGGAAUUGUUGGUAGAGCUCCGAGCUCCGACAGGAUUGUGUCGAGGCACAGAUCUGGGGAAGAGUACCAAAACGUGUCUGCAGCAUUGAAGGUCCACAAGAAAACAGUGGCCUCCAUCAUUCUUAAUGGAAGAAGUUUGGAACCAAACUGAGCAAUUGGGGGAGAAGGGCAUUGGUCAGGGAGGUAACCAAGAACCUGAUGGUCACUCUGACAGAGCUUUAGAGUUCCUCUGUGGAGAUGGGAGAACCUUCCAGAAGGACAACCAUCUGUGCAGCACUCCACCAAUCAGGCCUUUAUGGUAGAGUGGCCAGACGGAAGCCACUCCUCAGUAAAAGGCACGACAGCCCGCUUGGAGUUUUCCUAAAGGCACCUAAAGAUUCUCUGGUCUGAUGAAACCAAGAUUGAACUCUUUGGCCUGAAUGCCAAGCUUCACGUCUGGAGGAAACCUGGCACCAUCCCUGCAAUGAAGCCUGGUGGUGGCAGCAUCAUGCGUUGGGUAUGCUUUUCAGUGGUAGGGACUGGGAGACUAGUCAGGAUCGAAUGAAAGAUGAACGGAGCAAAGUACAGAGAUAUCCUUGAUGAAAACCUGCUCCAGAACACUCAGGACCUCAGACUGGGUCGACGGUUCACCUUCCAACAGGACAAUGACAUUAAGCACACAGCCAAGACAACGCAGGAGUGGCUUCGGGACAAGUCUCUGAAUGUCCUUGAGUGGCCCAGCCAGAACCCCGGACUUGAACCCGAUCAAACAUCUCUGGAGAGACCUGAAAAUAGCUGUGCAGCGACGCUUCCUACCCAACCAGACAGAGCUUGAGAGGAUCUGCAGAAAAAAAUGUGAGUCACUCCCCAAAUACAGGUGUGCCAAGCUUGUAGCGUCAUACCCAGGAAGACUUGAGGCUAUAAUCACUGUCAAAGGUUCUUCAACAAAGUACUGAGUAAAGGGUAUGAAUACUUAUGUAAAUGUGAUAUCAGUUUCUAAAAACCUAUUUUUGCUUUGUCAUUAUGGGGUAUUGUUUGUAGAUUGAGAUUUGUAUUUAAUUUAAUUAAUUUUAAAACAAGGCUGUAACAUAACAAAAUGUGGGAAAAAAUCAAGGGGUCUGAAUACUUUAUAAAGGCAGUGUAUAUACCUUGUUUGUAUUUAUUAGGGAUCCCCAUAUUCCUGGGAUCUAAACACACCAAUGCACCCACAUUUUAUAUAAAACAAAAGAUAAAACAGUGAACUAUGUUUGUACUGAAUGAGCUAAAGAUAAAACAGUGCAUCAUACAAAAUCCCUACACCACCACAUAUCCACAACACAAAAUGUUCAAUACCACCACACAACAAUAUCACAAUGUGUGCAUAUGCAUGUGUCUGUACCUUUGUGUGUGUCUCUUCACAGUCCCCGUUGUUCCAUAAGGUGUAUUUUUACCUGCUUUUUAAAUCUGAUUAUAUUGCUUGCAUCAGUUACCUGAUGUGGAGUAGAGUUCCAUGUAGUCAUGGCUCUAUGUAGUACUGUGCGCCUCCCAUAGUCUGUUCUGGACUUGGGGACUGUGAAGAGACCUCUGGUGGCAUGUCUUGUGGGGUAUGCAUGGGUGUCCGAGCUGUGUGCUAGUAUUUUAAACAGACAGCUCGGUACAUUCAGCUUAUCAACACCUCUUACCAAUACAAGUAAUGAUGAAGUCAAUCUCCACUUUUAGCCAUGAGAGAUUGACAUGCAUGUCAUUAAUGUUAGCUCUCCGUGUACUUUUAAGGGCUAGCCGUGCUGCCCUGUUCUGAGACAACUGCAAUUUUCCCAAGUCCCUCUUUGUGGCACCUGACCACACGAGUGAACAGUCGUCCAGGUGCGACAAAACCAGGGCCUGUAGGACCUGCAUUGUUGAUAGUGUUGUUAAGAAGGCAGAGCAGCACUUUAUUAUGGACGGACUUCUCCCCAUCUUAGCUACUGUUGUAUCAAAAUGUUUUGACCAUGAUAGUUUACAAUCCAGGGUUACUCCAAUGUUAUUAGCCUACCUCCUCUUUCUCUCUCUAUUGUUGCUUCAUUCCUUCCGUGCUUUCAACAGUUAAAUGAAAUCUGUUUCGUUGUCCUUAUUUUUAUCAUUCUAAUGACAUCCUUGAAUAACAUAGGGCUAGAAUUAGAUGCAGAAGGCUUUCACUUCUCCUUACGAAGAUUGAAUGGUUAUGGGUCUGAAUAAAUAACUGCUAUAGACUACCA
Salvelinus fontinalis (brook trout) is the source of this 6770-nucleotide messenger RNA. RefSeq names its product protein lifeguard 1. The record is from RefSeq and is a predicted model, not a curated record. The transcript has 7 exons. Bases 1930 to 2883 code for a protein of 317 amino acids. Lineage: Eukaryota; Metazoa; Chordata; Actinopteri; Salmoniformes; Salmonidae. Gene Ontology annotation, cellular component: membrane; endoplasmic reticulum; Golgi apparatus. Gene Ontology annotation, biological process: negative regulation of apoptotic signaling pathway.